Penicillium lagena is the source of this 543-nucleotide messenger RNA. RefSeq lists its product as uncharacterized. The transcript is spliced from 2 exons. Bases 1 to 543 code for a protein of 180 amino acids. The record is from RefSeq and is a predicted model, not a curated record. NCBI's taxonomy places the organism in Eukaryota, Fungi, Ascomycota, Eurotiomycetes, Eurotiales, Aspergillaceae.
AUGUCUCCAAUCCAAGAUACCCGCAAGUUCACCUCCCAAUCCAAAACGCAAGCACAUGGCGAAGGUAAACUCACCACCACAGCCGAAACUAGUCUAAUCGAACACCUGAACAGAAAGAUUCUCCAGACCAUCGUCUACCUCGAGGACGAAUACAAGGGCAGUGUCCUUGUUCCAGCACAGAAUCCUAACCCAAAACAGGCGCGACGACUUUCUCUUCUCACGGUGAAAGACAGCAGCAGUGCUGAGUAUACUACGCAUAUCCUGUUCCCCUUGAGCACGCACCCGGUGCUGGAUCGCACACCAGAAGACUUCGUCGACACACUCGACCGGUCAAUCGAGAUACUAGGCGCGAAUUUCAUCGUCGAUGACUCAGAAGACGCAGUGUCGCAGCAACGGGCGUUUCUCAUGGAGAUUCGCGGUCUCUUUCGGGAUCGGUGGGAUGUGCUCGCUGCGGCGCAGAGACAUGUUGAUUUGUUGGAUCAGCUUGUUAGGGGUGGGUUUGUUGAGUUGGAGGAGGUACUUGGGGGUGGGAAGAUGGAGUAG